Molecule: messenger RNA, 1950 nt
Organism: Zasmidium cellare ATCC 36951
Lineage: Eukaryota; Fungi; Ascomycota; Dothideomycetes; Mycosphaerellales; Mycosphaerellaceae
Exons: 2
Coding region: 1-1950 (649 amino acids)
Source: RefSeq, a predicted model, not a curated record
AUGCUUCGUGGUGGUGGUCGCGGUGGCCGCGGUGGCCGUCGAGGAGGCCCAAUUGGUGGUCUCAUCAGCCUCGUGGGCCAAGGUGUAGGGUUGGCACAAGAAUACAAAGAACAUCGCAAAGACCAACGAGAAGCAAGAAGUGCUUCGCAGCAGGACCUGAGCAGCACAAGAUCGCGAGACCCAUCAGCAAUCCCUCCAGAACCUGCAAGAGGAAUCCCAGAAGACGCACCGCCCGCGUACGAGCACGUUGCCGCUCAGUCCGAGGUCUCUCUCCAAUCUAGCCAGCCACCAUCCUCGGACGCAAAGGACGAGCCAGAGCGAUGGGAAGACGACACGUCGGAUUCAGACAUCGAAAAUGUAUCUCUUGUGGACGACUCCGAGGACUGGGAGUUAGACGAGGCACUUACGCCGAGUGAGUCGCAAAGCCUACCUUCCUACCAAGAAUCCGAAGCCAUGAAGCAGGGCGAAACCGUCGACGAUCUCGUCCGCGAAGUCAUGGCAGAUUCCAAGCCGCCUCUACAGCCUCCCCAAGGAGGAUCGGAACCCAGAGCUGUCGAGAGGAUAUCUCUUCCAUGCCCCGUCAUCAUCCCACAGCGCCGACCACGCAAGAAAGCUCGAGGUUUCGUUCGAGCAUACGCACCAGUUUUGGGAGACUGCGGCAUCGACCAAGACACUUUCCUGAAGUUCCUCAAGAACUUCUACAAAUCCUCUCAAGCGUCGCCUGUCUUCCCACUGAUCCAACUCGCAGCUGGAAUUGCUGGGAUGGCUCCUUCAGUAAUCGCCAUGGCGGUGUGCACAGCAGUCUCAAUCGGAGCCCAGGUGGGAGAGGACAUGGAAGUCCGCGCUCGAACCAACAACUUCCUCGACAAGAUGAACGACGAACUAUUCAAACCCGUCGGCUUGUACGCCAUGAUCAUCAAGUACAAAUCCGACGCCGACAUGCAAGCGUCCUUUGGAGGCCCUUUCGGCAGCUUGGCCAGCAUGAUCCAGCCCGCGAGGGUCGACGUCUCGACGAAUCAGUCUAUUGCCAAGUUCGCUCGGAUGGGUUCCCAUGAAUCCGGUGAGAGGAGCAUGAGCGAUCGAAUGCAGAAUCUUCGUGUUGCGAGUGGUACUACCCGAGGCACGAUCGAGCUCCCCGAGGCUGCUCCUCUGAUCUUUCCAGACAUUGAUCGUAAGGCCAUCACCCACGACGGGCCAGAAACUUUCAAAGACAAGACCAGAGACGCGAAGAAGUUCCUAGCAGACUACCUCGACCGCAGAGCGCAGAUGCAAUACGCAAUGCAAGACCCCAACUCAACCCUCGACCACGGAACCCGCCCCUUCAAAUCCUCCCUCGCCGACCCCUCCCACCCGCUCUACUCCAGCGGCGGCGGCCUGAUCUCCCUCGUCUCAGGCGGCAAACUCAGCGCACAAGACGCCCGCUUCGACCGCCGCCGGGACAGGGCCAUGUACAAAGACGUGCGGCGUGUCGAGCGUGGCAAGGACCCUCGUCGGGAGGGGAAGCGUGCGCGGAGGUAUGGGGAUGAUUAUGCGGGGGAUUUGGAUGCGAAGAUUGCGGAGAGGAGGGAGAGGUUGCAGAUGAUUGUGGAUCAGAGGAGGGGUUAUGGGGAUGGGAGGAGGGGGAGGGGCUCGUACUAUGAUGAGUAUGAGGAGGAGGAGGAUGAGGGGAGGUAUAGCGCUAGAAGAGGGUUUGAGAGGGGCGGGUACGCAGCUGGCGGGGAGUAUGGUGAGGGCUCUUCGAGGGGUAUGGGUAGAGGUGGGUAUGGCGGAGGCCGAGGCAGAGGCGGACGAGGUGGUAUGGGAGGAGGUGGUGGAAGAGGUGGACCGCUUGGCAUGGUGAAGAGGGUGAUGCGGGAAGAUGUGCUCUACCUCAUGAUUGUGAACAUGCCUUCCGAGGCGGAACUCAGAGAAGCGCGAGAAGAGAUCGAAAUGGCGCGGAACAGGAGGUAG